Planococcus citri (citrus mealybug) is the source of this 1957-nucleotide messenger RNA. RefSeq names its product ATP synthase, beta subunit (gene ATPsynbeta). Gene Ontology annotation, biological process: proton transmembrane transport; proton motive force-driven mitochondrial ATP synthesis. The transcript has 9 exons. Gene Ontology annotation, molecular function: ATP hydrolysis activity; ATP binding; proton-transporting ATP synthase activity, rotational mechanism. Lineage: Eukaryota; Metazoa; Arthropoda; Insecta; Hemiptera; Pseudococcidae. The coding region runs from base 94 to 1665 and encodes 523 amino acids. The record is from RefSeq and is a predicted model, not a curated record.
ACACCGCAAAUUGUGCCAAGACGGAAACUUUAAUCGAAGUUUAGAUUAAAAGUUGUGUCCUGGGUGACCUGUAAUUCGUCGACCAUAAGCAAAAUGUUGAGUGUUUUCUCUAAAGCCGCUAAUGGAGUUUUGAAAGCGGUGAAACCCGCUUUUGCUCCACAAUUUCUCCAAAAUGAAUUCGCCCGAGCCGUCACAACUUCUUCCGUCAACUCUCUUGCCGCUGCCCAAGCUAAACCAUCGUCUGGUGCAGCUCCCAGUGGUAAAGUCGUAGCUGUCAUUGGUGCCGUAGUAGAUGUCCAAUUCGACAGCGAAUUACCUCCUAUUCUAAAUGCUCUCGAAGUGCAUAACAGAUCUCCCAGGCUGGUGCUCGAAGUCGCCCAACAUUUGGGUGAAAACACCGUCAGAACCAUCGCUAUGGACGGUACCGAAGGUCUGAUCCGUGGUCAACCUGUUUCUGACACUGGUUACCCUAUUCGUAUCCCCGUCGGAGCUGAAACUUUGGGCAGAAUUAUCAACGUUAUCGGCGAACCUAUCGAUGAAAGAGGUCCCAUUCCUACCGACAAAAGAGCUGCUAUCCACGCCGAUGCUCCUGAAUUCGUUGAAAUGAGCGUAGAACAAGAGAUCUUGGUAACCGGUAUCAAAGUCGUAGAUCUUUUGGCUCCUUACGCCAAGGGAGGAAAAAUCGGUCUGUUCGGUGGUGCCGGUGUAGGUAAAACCGUAUUGAUUAUGGAACUGAUCAACAACGUAGCCAAAGCUCACGGUGGUUACUCAGUAUUCGCCGGAGUAGGAGAACGUACCCGUGAAGGAAACGAUCUGUAUCACGAGAUGAUCGAAUCCGGCGUAAUCUCCUUGAAAGAUAAAACCUCAAAGGUAGCUUUAGUGUACGGUCAAAUGAACGAACCACCCGGCGCCAGAGCUCGUGUAGCUUUGACUGGGUUAACCGUAGCCGAAUAUUUCCGUGACGUAGAAGGCCAAGAUGUACUGUUGUUUAUCGACAACAUCUUCAGAUUUACUCAAGCCGGUUCCGAAGUAUCUGCUUUGUUAGGUCGUAUUCCAUCGGCCGUAGGUUACCAACCUACCUUAGCCACUGACAUGGGUUCUAUGCAGGAACGUAUCACCACCACCAAGAAAGGUUCAAUUACUUCGGUGCAAGCUAUCUACGUACCCGCUGACGAUUUGACUGAUCCUGCCCCAGCUACAACUUUCGCUCACUUGGACGCCACCACCGUAUUAUCUCGUGCUAUCGCCGAAUUAGGUAUCUACCCAGCUGUCGAUCCUCUCGAUUCGACUUCUCGUAUUAUGGAUCCUAACGUCAUCGGAGCCGAACACUACAACACCGCUCGUGGUGUACAGAAAAUCUUACAAGAUUACAAAUCGUUACAAGAUAUUAUCGCCAUCUUGGGUAUGGAUGAAUUAUCCGAAGAAGAUAAAUUAACCGUAGCUCGUGCUAGAAAAAUCCAAAGGUUCCUGUCUCAACCUUUCCAAGUCGCCGAAGUUUUCACCGGUCAUGCUGGUAAACUGGUUCCAUUAGCAGAAACCAUCAAAGGAUUCCAGAAAAUCUUACAAGGUGAAUACGAUCACCUUCCCGAAGUAGCAUUUUAUAUGGUAGGCCCAAUCGAAGAAGUCGUCGCUAAAGCAGAAACACUCGCCAAAAACGCUGCUUAAAUAAGUUAAUUUAAUGCUAAAUGAAAAUCUAUGUUAGUUGUUUCGCGUUUAUUUUUUUUUUCCUUUGUGAUUCUAGCUCGGCAUUUUACAUUCUGAGAUGUUGAUAGGGUUCUGUUCGACGUUAUUAAGAUAAAAAACACGAUUUGUACAUUUUUAAAUACCUAAUUAUAAUUUAAUAAAAACGUUAAAUUAUAUUUUAUCGUGUGUUAUCGUCCGGGAGUAUUUUAUUACGUUAUGUAAUGAUUUUUCAGUCUUAGGAAAUCUGUAUGCAAUAAAAACGAUUCUUUUUUUC